This is a messenger RNA of Plasmodium vivax (malaria parasite P. vivax), 1986 nucleotides long. RefSeq lists its product as hypothetical. The record is from RefSeq and is a predicted model, not a curated record. NCBI's taxonomy places the organism in Eukaryota, Apicomplexa, Aconoidasida, Haemosporida, Plasmodiidae. Gene Ontology annotation, cellular component: membrane. Gene Ontology annotation, molecular function: sugar transmembrane transporter activity. Gene Ontology annotation, biological process: carbohydrate transport. The transcript has a single exon. Bases 1 to 1986 code for a protein of 661 amino acids.
AUGGGUAUUUCGAAAAGGCUCGCACUUUUUGUAGCCUUUGUGCUUUUUUUGUGGUGCCAUGAUCGAGUGCGGUGUGAUGAGGGGGCUAUGAGAGGAGCGCCCAGCGGGCCCGCCCCCCCCAAGGAGGAGAAGUCAGGAGAAGCGGAGAAGGCAGGCGAAGCGGAGAAGGCAGGCGAAGCGGAGAAGGCAGGCGAAGCGGAGAAGGCAGGCGAAGCGGAGAAGGCAGGCGAAGCGGAGAAGGCAGGCGAAGCGGAGAAGGCAGGCGAAGCGGAGAAGGCAGGCGAAGCGGAGAAGGCAAGCGAAGCGAAGAAGGCAAGCGAAGCGAAGAAGGCGAACAAAGCGGACAAGGCGGAUACGGCAGACAAUGCGGCCAACUCGGGGAUCGGAGGCACCCCCCCGGGGGGCGAAGGCAAAGAGCAGGGCCAAGAAGCCAGUGUAAACUUAAAGGGCGGCGCUUCCAAGGAGCAAGCCGCGAAGGGGGAGACGGCCACCGCAGCGGCCAGCGGCGCGGAUGGGGCGCAGGCGCAGACGACCUUUUUGCAGAGCAAGGAGAAGCCGCAGGGGGGCAAGGAUAGCCCGAGCAGUGCGAGCAGUUCGAGCAGCGCGAGCAGCGCGAAAAAUGCGAAUGACUCGAACAGUGCGAGCAGCCCAACCGAGGAGGAACACUCCGUGGUUAAGGAAAUGACCCCCAAGGAGGAGCCGCCGAAGGGGGAGUCGCCCGGCGAGGGGGGCGCCAAAGGGAAGGACAGCGGGGCGGAGAAGGCCGGAGCGCUUCGCAGCGGGGGAGGCGGUGGAAGCGGUGGAAGCGGUGGAAGCGGCGAGGUGAAAGAGGUGUCAAAGGACGCACCAAAUGGUGCUUCAAAUAAUGCCACAAAUAAUGCCGCAAAUGACGCCGCAAAUCAUGCCACGAAUGACGUGCCGAGCAAAGGCACCGACGAGUUCUACGACGAGCUGAAGAAACAAAGCGAAGAGGAGAAGAACGCAGACAUGAAUUUCCUGAAGAUCCUAUCCAUCGGGUCAUCCCUCUUUAUGCAGUUGGUGUUAUUCCCCUCGAUCUUCAAAAUGAUAAAGAAGAGAACGACCGGAGAGGUAGACGGGCUACCCUACGUAGUGCUUCUCUUUUCCUCCUUCCUGUGGUUGGUGUAUGGGAUGCUGUUGAAUAACUCCGCCAUCGUGUGCCCCAACUUCGUAGGUCUCGUCUUGGGAGCAUUCUACUCUCUAAUGUAUCAUAAGUUUUGCAAAAACAUGUGGCUGAAGCAGAAGUUAUUUUCUUAUUACAAAAUAUGUGGCUUCAUAUGCUUUUUACUUUACGCCUUCCUCUACGUGUUAACCUAUGAGCAAUAUGAGUUAUUCGUAGGGUUCAUGGCGUUCAUUUCGAGCAUCGUAAACUUUGGUGCCCCUUUGUCCUACGUGCAGAUAGUAAUUAAGAAGAAGAACUCCUCCCUGAUCCCGUUGGAGAUAGCCACAGGAAGUUUGGUCUGCUCAUUUUUGUGGGUGACUUACGGAUUCACCAUCAAGGAUGGCUUUGUCAUCGUGCCAAACCUCUGUGGGUUUAUCCUAAGUCUGUUGCAGAUUGCGUUGAUCCUGUUGUAUUCCAAUAAGGAGGCCAUUGUUAAUUACGACGAGGGAGAGGCGGUAGAUUUUGUAAAUGAGGGGGCAGCUAUCCAUGUCAGUAGGAAGAAUCGCUACGCCGCUACGGAAAAUCAUAUUUUUUUGAACGAGUUUGGUGUGGACGAAGAGAACAAACUGGGGAGUGAGGAGGUGGCUAGUACGCGCGGGACAACCUAUGGGAAUAGCGGAAGCGGCAGUAAUGUAAAAAGUGGGAACAAUGCGAAUGGCUCCUUUUUUGAUUUAGCGUAUGACGAGACUUCCCCCCUUACCGGCACCAACUUUGGCAGCGGCUUCCCCCACGGAGGGGGGGCACCCCGGCAGGGCUACCUCAAUCGCUCUGGCAGCGCGCAGCAGGACUCGCCCCUCACCUUCUGA